This is a messenger RNA of Eimeria mitis, 1956 nucleotides long. RefSeq lists its product as uncharacterized. The transcript is spliced from 8 exons. NCBI's taxonomy places the organism in Eukaryota, Apicomplexa, Conoidasida, Eucoccidiorida, Eimeriidae. The record is from RefSeq and is a predicted model, not a curated record. The coding region runs from base 1 to 1956 and encodes 651 amino acids.
AUGAAGAAUCUUCUGGGCCGCGCCAGAAAGCUGGCAGAUGCUGCGGAUGGAAAGAAUCCAAACAACAUGGUUCACGAAGUGAAGGAGGAGAUUCUGGAGCUUGUAAACAUAGAUCAUGAAAAAGCCCGUUUUACGGAUGCAAAGGCUGAUACAACAGACAACCUAGCAGAGGUCAAGAGAGUUACUGGCGCUGCAGACCACCUCAAUGUCUUUGCGGAAAAGCACGAAAUUACCCUCCUCGCAGCAUUGAAGACUAUCGAAACAGAGCUAGGCAAGAUAGAUCUCACCACUGCUAUCAAUAAAGCAUUAGAGGAAGUUGAUCUUCCCUCAGCAGAUCUGAGCGCGUUUGACGAUGCGGAACAGCUGAUAGAUAUGUUGUCAGACACAGCGGAAUCUGUUGGCCGCGUUUCCGUUGCAGCAAAGGGGAUCGUGGAUAUGUUGGAUUUUGCUCUCCUGUGCGUCAGCGCCGUCUCGGGGGCAUUGGUAGUUAUGGCUGUGGUUACACUCAUCUGUCAGCUUUUCGUGCCGAAUAAGUGCGCCAGAAGAAUUCUGGGUUUUUGGGCAAUCCUGAUGACUAUCUUCUCUGUGGUGGUUUGCAUAACUGUGGUGGUGGUUUCGCUUAUACAUAAAGCUGCAUUGCCCGCGUGCGAUUAUGCUGCUGUACGAUUUACGGAUCUAAACAGCGAACACCCCUUUGCUAAAAUGUACGGAGAAGAUAGUGCAAUUUUCCAAGCUCUCAGCACAUGUUUAUCGGAAAAGGGGAGCGGAGACUUGCUGCAGGAGGACGACGGCACGAAUCGAAUCGACCCUAUUUUAGAAAAGCUGGAAGAAUCAAAGAAGGAAAUUUGUGCUAAAAUUCCAAAUCCACCCACUGUUAAUUUUGAGAAUCUGGAUAAAUUUGGUAACAGUGCAAUGCAGCAAGCUUGGGCAGUAGUUCUGCGGAAUCGUUCGAGUGUCAACACGUUCAAGCAAGUGCAAGAUAGCGGGAUUCAAGAACCGGAUUCUCGAGUGCAAGUAGACGACAUAACCGGCACCAUCUAUGGUUUGCAAACUGUCAGGAGUUUGGUCCAUCCAUGGAAAGUUGAAAUAAGCCAUUCUGCAAGUCCGGGGGAGCUGAUUGUCACCAGCCAAGCCCCAUCAGACGAUGUUCUGGACGCCUGGUUCAAUGAAUGCUCGAGGACCGUGGGACGGAACACGACCGAUUGUACACAAGUAAAGGAGGCGGUGCGGCUGUUGAAGAAGAAGAUUUCGCUCAUGGUGGCUCCGGCAGCAUGCUAUCGAAGUUUUAGCGGCACCCCAGUAAGGGUGUGUACGGUUCCAGAGUUGAUGGGAGGUGUUGGAGAAUCGCCUGUACCGCAGAAUGCUCUUGACAGAUCAGUUACCGACGUUAUUGGCGUAGUGAACGAGUUGAAAGCGAAGGUCGAAGGCAGCCGCGAUGCAGCGUGUAACGUUGCAGAGAAAAAGAUCGAUUACAUUAACGACGAAGUGCUGAAUCUCAAAAACGGCAGCAACUGUAAAUUUGCGCGGGAUAGGUUUAUCCGACUAACGAGUCAUCUGUGUUACGGUGCAAUCGACGGCCUGGGCACUGGCUCCUUUUUGUAUUUCAUAUUGGCCAUAGCGAUGUUCUUCUUCUCGCUUUUGUUGCUGAUCCUUAUCAUUAAAGACCGCGAUAACGAUCGCUAUCGAGAACCAGAAUAUACAGCAGCAGCAGGAGGUGCAGCUGAACCGGUUCAAGGGGAACCCGAAGCUGUUGUUCCUCCGCCACAGGAGGCACAGGGUCCAGAAAGCAGCAAAGCUAUCGUAGCCCCCGAAGGAGACGGGUAUGCCCCGGAGGGCAAAAUGCCACAGGCGGAAGCACAAGCUGGCAGUGUUGAUUGCCGUGCAUCUCAUAGUGAAGGCGCAAACGAAGUGGUGGCACACAAUGGAAUUGGUCCCCGGAUGGCCUCGAUUCCUUGA